Pseudocercospora fijiensis CIRAD86 is the source of this 1551-nucleotide messenger RNA. RefSeq lists its product as uncharacterized. Gene Ontology annotation, biological process: ribosomal large subunit assembly. Gene Ontology annotation, cellular component: nucleolus. Lineage: Eukaryota; Fungi; Ascomycota; Dothideomycetes; Mycosphaerellales; Mycosphaerellaceae. Gene Ontology annotation, molecular function: protein binding. The coding region runs from base 1 to 1551 and encodes 516 amino acids. The transcript has a single exon. The record is from RefSeq and is a predicted model, not a curated record.
AUGGCUACCGUCCUGCCGCCGCUUUCGAAACGCCAAAAGACAGAGGCCGCCGCUCUCGCUCGCGAACAAAUCACAAUCGAAACCCCGGAAAUCCCAGACGGCACUCAGCGAAUUCAAUUUCGCGAUGCAGACACAGGCGCACCUCAAGGUCCAGUGGUCUCCGUAUCGCUGAAGGACCUCACCCCGAAAAACCUCUCUCUACUACUCAACAGCCUUCUCGGCAAGACCGAACCGGCAGAUCGACUCCCGUACCGCUUCUACAACCCCUUCGAGGAUGGAUCCGGCGAGUUCAGCCAGCAAGAUGUGAUUAGACGGCAUUUGGAGGGCACACACAAUACAGAGUUGUCUUUAGACAUCCCAUGCAGAGCAGAGGCCGUCUUCAAGGUCAAGCCUGUGACGAGAUGCUCAGCAAGCAUAUCGGGACAUGGCGCAAGCAUACUCUGUGCUUCAUUCUCGCCAGCGAGCUCUGCAAGUCUGGCCACAGGAGCGGGGGACUCCACAGCGCGACUAUGGGACUGCGAGACUGGCACUCCGAGACAUAUUCUGAAAGGCCACACAGGAUGGGUGUUGGUGGUAGCGUGGUCGCCUGAUGGUGGACUGCUCGCGACAGGCAGCGGCAACAAGGACAACACUGUCAGAAUAUGGGAUCCCAAGAAAGGCACUCCUUUGGGAGCACCUUUGAAAGGACACACAAAAUCAAUCAUGAGCAUAUCGUGGGAGCCCUAUCAUGUACGGGAGCAGGGACGACCACGACUCGCAUCAGCAUCACAAGACAUGACCAUUCGAAUAUGGGAUGCCGUGAGUGGCCACACAGACAUGGCACUGACCGGUCACAAAGGCGACGUGACUUGUGUGAAGUGGGGUGGAUCUGGUUUGAUUUACUCUUCAUCUCGCGAUCGUACCGUCAAGAUCUGGGAUGCAGCCAAGGGUACCCUUGUCCACAACUUGACUUCACAUGCUCACUGGGUCAAUCACAUUGCCCUUUCCACCGACUUUGUUCUCCGGACUGGCUACUUUGACCACACAGGAACGAAAGGCACUCCUGACUCUGUCGAAGGGAAGCGUAAGAAAGCAAAGCAAAGGUACGACAGCGCGUUGACGACGUCCGGGGGCACCGAACGCUUGGUGACGGUUAGCGAUGAUUGCACCAUGUUUCUAUGGGAGCCGGCCAAGUCUACAAAGCCUUUACAACGUAUGGUCGGACAUCAGAAGACUAUCAACCACGUCGCAUUCUCUGCUGAUGGCGUAUACAUCGCGUCGACAGGCUUUGAUAACCAUGUCAAACUCUGGCAAGCCAAGGAUGGAAAGUUUCUUUACACCUUGCGAGGCCAUGUCGGCAAAGUCUUCCAAUGCGCCUUCUCAGCCGACUCCCGACUUCUGGUGAGCGGUAGUGAGGACUCCACACUCAAGGUGUGGGAUGUGAGGACUGGAAAGCUGCAGGAGAAUCUUCCAGGCCAUCAGGCUAGGGUCUUCGCCGUUGAUUGGUCGCCUGAUGGAGAGCGUGUUGGAAGUGGAGGUGAAGAUAAGGCUGUGCGCAUAUGGCGACACUGA